GGCUGUGCCACGGGCGGGACCAUGACGUUGAGGUCAAGGCGGGGCCUCCUCUUGUUCCUCCCCCGGCUGCGGCCGCCGCGGCGGUGGCUUUGCAUCUCCAAAAGGGGCCCUCCGACUUCUCGCUGGGCCAGUCCGGCGCUGUGUGGCGGAGUCUCACGCUGCUCCCGCCGGUCUCGGAGCGGGACUCCUUUCUCCUCAGAGUUACGAGUAACUUUCCCAGCCCCUGGCGCUAAAGUGGCUCGGGGACCGUGGCCGCCGCAGGUGGGUGAGCCCGGGGCCCGGCUCUCUGCAACUCCGCUGUGCGCAGGUCAAGCCCUCGGUUCGUGCACCGUGGGGGUCCCUGGCGUCGGCUCUGCGGGCGAGAUGCCUCUGGGACACAUCAUGAGGCUGGAUCUGGAGAAGAUCGCCUUGGAGUACAUCGUGCCCUGUCUGCACGAGGUUGGCUUCUGCUACCUGGACAACUUCCUAGGCGAGGUGGUGGGCGACUGCGUGCUGGAGCGAGUCAAGCAGCUACACUACAACGGGGCCCUGCGUGACGGCCAGCUGGCGGGGCCGCGCGCCGGCGUCUCGAAGCGGCACCUGCGGGGCGACCAGAUCACGUGGAUCGGAGGCAAUGAAGAGGGCUGCGAGGCCAUCAACUUCCUCCUGUCCCUCAUCGACAGGCUGGUCCUGUACUGCGGGAGCCGGCUGGGCAAAUACUAUGUCAAGGAGAGGUCCAAGGCAAUGGUGGCUUGCUAUCCGGGAAAUGGAACGGGUUAUGUCCGCCAUGUGGACAACCCCAAUGGUGAUGGCCGCUGUAUCACCUGUAUCUACUACCUGAAUAAGAAUUGGGAUGCAAAGUUACAUGGAGGGGUUCUGCGGAUAUUUCCAGAAGGGAAAUCAUUCGUAGCAGAUGUGGAACCCAUUUUUGACAGACUGCUGUUCUUCUGGUCAGACCGCAGGAACCCACAUGAAGUUCAACCCUCCUAUGCUACCAGGUACGCUAUGACUGUCUGGUACUUUGAUGCUGAAGAAAGGGCAGAAGCCAAAAAGAAAUUCAGGAAUUUAACUAGGAAAACUGAAGACUGACUGGUGUGAAGUCCGCUGGCCUCAUUCAUUUAGUAGUGGUUCCUGAAAUUUUAAGAGUCAAGAGCCAAAGAGUCUGUAAAAUCCCCCCCACUGCCUCCAUCACUUAAUCCCUGUCUUGUUUGUGGUACUUCAUGUUUUCUUGCCAGGACUGUAUUGACCUUCAGAUACUCUCUUUGUCAGAUGAACUCAUUAGCUAACUCUAGAAAUACCUGCCAGCAUCCUUUAUUGGCCAGCGGUUUAAUUGAUAGAUUUGGGGAUACGGCUGUUGAGACAGGAGCCCAGGAGUGACUCUUAUUUGCACUUUAUAUAUAUAUAUAUACUUCCUGAUUUGAAAGGAGGAGGUUUGCAAAACACAUUGGUGACAGAUGACACAAAGAGGCACCCUUGAAACCUUAGCAGCAAGAAGCAGAGAUACAUAUCAUCUCAACAAUUUCCAGAUGUUAACCUGAGACUGGACGAUUAUGACAACCUAAUGACAUUAUUACCUCUAGAAAGAGCUGCUGUCAUUGUGAUCGAUUUAUAACUGUCCCAUGGUGGACACUCCUUUUUUUUUUUUUCUGGCCCUUCUGGACUUUCUAAGUCAAUGACUUUCUUGAUGAAGAUGACACCACCAUUCCUCUCUAUUUUCACUUCUUACUUGGAGAACCUAAUUAUGCAGAUAAUAAAACUGGCUGUGUAGUUUGGAUUGUUUUUCUGGCAUUGAAAUUGGAAAUUAAAAUCAAAGGACAGAAAUCGUCCAGGUAAUUUAGCAUCAGCUUCUGCUCACUGUGUGGACAGAACAAAGCCUAGCGCUACACAAUACCCAUGUGGGCUGCAAACAGGUUGAGAGGGGAGAUGAGAUUGGAAGCGCAGGCAGUCCUUUUCGUCAGUAUUCCUUUUAACCCUUCAUUAUUAGCUACAACAAAGAACAGCGCGCUGUAUUCUUGAAAGAGAUUGAAAUAAAAAAGAUCUCAAAGCUGUUAAGCGUUCUGCCAUGUGGUCUCCCCCUACCAGCCUUUCUUUGGCCACCUUGACCCUUGAGAGCAGCUGGUUGGUAGUGCUGCCAGACUUGUGGGAUUCGUUUUGAACUGUGGAAGGUUCUGCUGCUCCAGGAAGCAGUUACCACCUUCCUCCAGAACUCUGCAGUUAGUACCUAUUUUGGAAAAGUUACCCAUCCUAGUUUUGCUUCUACCUCCUCAUCUUUCAGAUCACUUUCAUUUCUUGCUAAGAUCCCACAAGCAUCAAAGACCCGGAAAUGUUUUUUCCAUCAUGUUCAGAUGUACAGACUUUCCAAGAAAGAAGCUGAUGUUUUUCCUUUAAUCAUUUGGGAAAGUGUUCAGGAAGAACUGUCAUUCCUUCUCACCAUGGCUCUGUUUUAUUUUAUGUAGCAUUUUCCACCUUCUAACUUACAAUGUCCUUUCCUUAUUUAUUAUGUUUAUUGUCUUGUAGCCUAUGAUGUCUAGAGCAAUAAGUACAAUGGAGACAGGGACUUUGUACAUUUUUGGUCAGUGAAACAUAUUCCCAGCACCUAACCCAAUGCCUGGCAUAUAGCAAGGGCUUAGUAAAUAUGUGUUCAAUAAACUCAGUUUCCUCUGUAA
This is a messenger RNA of Phodopus roborovskii (desert hamster), 2645 nucleotides long. RefSeq names its product egl-9 family hypoxia inducible factor 3 (gene Egln3). The coding region runs from base 22 to 1068 and encodes 348 amino acids. The transcript is spliced from 5 exons. Gene Ontology annotation, biological process: peptidyl-proline hydroxylation to 4-hydroxy-L-proline; cellular response to hypoxia. The record is from RefSeq and is a predicted model, not a curated record. Gene Ontology annotation, molecular function: peptidyl-proline 4-dioxygenase activity; ferrous iron binding; L-ascorbic acid binding. NCBI's taxonomy places the organism in Eukaryota, Metazoa, Chordata, Mammalia, Rodentia, Cricetidae. Gene Ontology annotation, cellular component: cytoplasm; nucleus.